Molecule: messenger RNA, 9795 nt
Organism: Ixodes scapularis (black-legged tick)
Lineage: Eukaryota; Metazoa; Arthropoda; Arachnida; Ixodida; Ixodidae
Gene: Lar
Product: tyrosine-protein phosphatase Lar
Exons: 33
Coding region: 222-6266 (2014 amino acids)
Biological process (GO): protein dephosphorylation
Molecular function (GO): protein binding; protein tyrosine phosphatase activity
Source: RefSeq, a predicted model, not a curated record
AGCUAGCAGCGAGCCGCCCGUCAAGCGUUGGCGUUAGGCAUAUGCCUUAUCUCGAAUGCCUGCCGCCAGCGAGGGGCUGUGGUGCGAGCUACGUUAGCCGGCAAAGAUGUGAAUAGUUGAGACACGUUUAGGGGUCCCCAUGUUCGAAAUGUGCGGUAGCAGUGUGAGAUCGCAAGUGCGCUCUUGAUGUGAAUGCCGGAUGCGGCGGAACAGCGAUCGCUAUGCUGUGGCAUCUUCUGCAAGCUCUGUUCUCCCUGCAUGUUGCCACCGCUCUGCUUCCCAGCGAAGAUGCUCCGAGCAUCGUCAUCUUCCCCCGGGACCAGACGGUGGUGACUGGGCGGGUGGCGGUGUUUGUGUGCACGGCGGUGGGCAACCCGCGCCCUCAGAUCGAGUGGCGCAAGAAUGGCAAGCGAGUGUCCACCAACCGCUACACGGUGGUCGAGAUGCCCGGGGGCUCGGUGCUGCGCAUCGAUCCUGUCCGCACGGGGAAGGACAACGCCACCUACGAAUGCCUCGCCGAGAAUGGUGUCGGUGAACCGGUCCGGGCCCUGUUCGUGCUCACCGUGCUCGAGGAGAACCAGGUCCCCCCGGGGUUCCCGCAGUUCAAGCUGCUGCCCAACCUGCAAGGGGUGGAGCGUAAUCGGAGCGCCCUGCUGCCCUGCAAGGCGGAGGGGGAGCCCGAGCCCAGGCUCUCUUGGCUCCGCAACGACGUGCCCGUCGACAUGUCCAACCCCAGAUACUCGCUGGCUUCCGGCGGCUCCCUGCAGAUCUUCGAUGCACAGGAGGAAGACCAAGGGAACUAUGAGUGCAUCGCCGAAAACAGCGUGGGCACUGCCAUCUCGCCCAUGGCGACACUCUUUGUCCGCGUGCGCCGCGUGCCGCCCUACUUCUCCAUCCCGCCCGAGGCGUCGUACGAGGUCACCCCCGGGGCGACCCUGAACCUGACCUGCGUGGCGGUGGGCUCUCCAAUGCCGUACGUCAAGUGGCGCCAGGGGCACGUGGACCUGACGCCGGAGAGCGACGUGCCCGUGGGACGCAAUGUCCUCGUGCUGGAGAACAUCAAGGAGUCCGCAAACUACACCUGCGUGGCGGCCUCUUCUCUGGGGAGCAUCGAGCACGUCUCCCAAGUGCUCGUGCAAGCCCUUCCGCAUCCGCCGACGAACCUGGUGGUGUCAGACGUGACAGCCACGUCGGUGCGCCUGUCGUGGUCUUACGAGGGCGCCGGGGCGGACAACAUCCGCUACUAUGUGGUGCAGUACAAGCCGCGCCAGUCUAACCGGGACUACAGUGAGACGAGUGGCAUCACCACUCCCUUCCACCACGUGCGGGACCUGAGCCCCUACACGGAGUACGAGUUCUACGUGCUGGCCACCAACGACCUGGGCCGGGGCACGCCCAGCGUGCCCGUCAUGGUCACCACCGGCGAGACCGAACCUGGUAGUGCACCUCGGAACCUGCAUGCUCGAACCCUGAGCUCGAGUACAGUGUUGGUCCAGUGGGAUCCACCUAAGGAGCCCAACGGACAGGUCAUGGGGUACAAUGUGUACUACACGACCCAACCGAGCAUCCCGACACUCUCAUGGAGUGCCCAGACUGUGGACAACAACCAACUGACGACCAUCAGCAACCUGUCGCCCCAGACCAUCUACACCAUCCGAGUGCAGGCCUUCACCAGCCGCGGUCAGGGCCCCUUCUCCUCCCCGGUCCAGGUCAAGACCCAGCAGGGAGUGCCGAGCCAGCCACGCCACCUGCGCGCCUCGGCGGUGUCGUCCACGGCGAUCCAGCUGAACUGGACGCGCCCCGUGGACCCGGCGGAGAUGGUGGUGGGCUACGAGCUCUACUGGAACGACACGUUCACGCAGCAGCAGGAGCACCGCUCGGUGCCGGACUCACAGAGCUACCUCUUAGAGGGCCUGUACCCGGACACCGUGUACUACCUCUGGCUGGCCGCCCGCUCCCGUAUGGGGGAGGGCGCCGCCACGCCGCCCCUGCCCGUGCGGACGGAACAGUACGUUCCGGGCGCGCCCCCGCAGCAGGUGCGAGCGCACGCGCUGGACUCGCGCUCCCUGCGGGUGAGCUGGGACCCGCCCCCGCGCGAGCAGCACAACGGGGCCAUCACCUACUAUAAGGUGAAGUACCUGCGGUCGGACGCGCCCCCCGGCGGCGCCCCCUACGAGGCGCUCAAGGGCCCCGCCGACCUCUCGCACACGAUCACGGGGCUGGACAAGUGGACCGAGUACCGGGUCUGGGUGCUCGCGGGAACGGCCGUCGGAGACGGCCCCUCGUCCCCUCAGGUGCUGGUCCGCACCGACGAGGACGUUCCUGGAGAGCCACGCCUGGUGAAGGUGGCCGCACUGAACAGCACGGCCCUGACGGUCUCGUGGAAGCCCCCCUCGAACCGGGACCGCAACGGCUUGAUUCGGGGCUACCAGAUCCACGUGCAGGAGAUGAACCGGCACGGGGACCUGAUCAAUGACGCGCUGCGCUACGACGUGGCGGACGAGAACGCGGAGGAGCGCAACGUGACGGGGCUCCAGCCCGACACGAAGUACUCCGUACAGGUGGCCGCCGUAACCCGCAAGGGGGACGGCAACCGCAGCCCGCCCAAGACGGCCCAUACCCACGGUGGAGUUCCGACGCGGCCGGAGCUCACGGCUCGCAUCCACACGGAAGACCAGCGACUGCGGGUGGAGCUCCACUGGUCGAGGCCCAACCACACGUACGGGGAGCUGCUCCAGUACCGACUGCGCUACGGCCGCAUGGACGGAGGCGCCCUGGAGGAGCAAGAGCUGGGCCCCAUGGAGCAACACCUGACCGUCGAGAAGCUGGCACGAGGGGCCCGCUAUGAGUUCCGGCUUUCCGGAAGGAAUCUUCUAGGUUGGGGUCAGGAGGCCAUCACCUUUGUGAGCACGCCUGAAGGAGAACCGACGUCGCCGCCGCAGAACGUGACAUUCCGGCUGCAGAGCCCCAACACAGUGGCGUUCAGCUGGGAGGCCCCGGCGGCCAUGCACCGCAACGGACACAUCACCCAUUACAGCGUCCAGUUCCGAAAGAAGUCCUCGGAGUUCAGCGCCGAGGACCGGAACACCUCCCGUACCCGCAUGGUGUUCAGCUCGCUGAGCGAGAAGACGGACUACACGAUGCGAGUCCGCGCCUGCACGGCCAAGGGGUGCGGACCCUGGAGUCAGAACCUGACGGCCAGCACGCCCGGUGACAUUCCGUCCGCCCCGACCAACGUGCAGGCGGUGGCCACCUCGGACCAGUCCGUGGAGGUCUGGUGGGACGAAAUGCCCUACUUCGGAGACAUCCUGGGCUACCAGGUGCUGUACGCGCAAACAGCGGUGGAAGACCUGGACCAGUGGGCGGUGAAGAUGGUGCCGCUCACCUGGUCGGCCGAGAUCACGGGCCUGGAGAGCCACACAGUGUACGCCAUCCAGGUGGCUGCAUACACCCGGGACUCCCUCGGGAAGCUCUCGGACGUCAUCACCGUCAAGGUCACCCCCACGGAUGUGCCAACGCAACUGCGUGCCUAUGGAGUAACCACUCAUGGCAUGAUCCUGUCUUGGAGACCCCCUACACGGCUAGACUACAUCAAGUUCAACAUCUCGUACAGCGCCCACAAGGAGUUCUACGACAACCAGGGUGGCCUACAGGAGCUGCCCAUUCCCCCCCAGAAUGUGCUGCUGGACGUGGGCACCACCAACAUCACCAUCGAGAACCUCAUCCCAUUCACGAGCUACCGGGUGAACAUCACGGCCGUGCCCAGGGACGGCUCCUUCAAGCCACCCGCCAAGAUCAUGGUCACCACCGCCAUGGCCGCUCCCAAGCCGAUGGUGAAGCCGGACGCUCUGUGGCCAAUCAGCAAUGGGGACGAGAUAACGGUGAUGCUGCCUCAGGCUUCGGAAGAGUAUGGUCCCAUCAAGCAGUACUACCUGGUGGUGGUUCCUUCGGAGUUUGCCAACAAGGAUCCCGACGACUUCAAGAUAGAAGAGCUAAUGUCGACACCGCUGGACGAAGACGGACCGUACGUGACAGCGGCAUUCGUGCGCCAGAACAUGCCGGCGCGGUUCACCCUCGGAGACCAGAAGGUCAACGGGGGGUUUCGGAAUCGCAAGCUGCAGCCGCUCAGGCGCUAUAGGAUCUUCGUCAGGGCCGUGGUGGACACUCUUCAAAAGAACCUGUUCACGACGAGCCCCUUCUCGGACGAGAUGAGCCUGGAGAUGCUGCCCCAGGUGCGACUGCGCUCCCCGGACGAUGUGCCCAACGUGUCGCAAAUUGAGCGCUCCCGGGCGGAUGUGGGCUGGAUCGUGGGGCCCCUGCUGCUCAUCGUCUUCAUGGCCCUCUUCCUCACGCUCUUUUUCAUCCUCAUGAAAAGGAGACGUCGGCAGUCAAAGACGCCGGCGGGGGAGACCACCAUGAAGCUCCUGAUGAACUCGGGCGACCUCACGGCCACCCAGGGUGGCCAGCCCGGCACGGACCCCGUGGAGAUGCGCCGGCUCAACUACCAGACGCCCGCCAUGGUCGGGCAUCCCCCGAUUCCGGUCGGGCAGCUUGUGGUCCACGUGGAUGCUCUCAAGGCCAACGACAACCUGCGCUUCUCUCAGGAGUAUGAGUCUAUCGAUCCGGGACAGCAGUUCACCUGGGAGAACUCGAACCUAGAAGUGAACAAGCCCAAGAACCGGUACGCCAACGUCAUAGCGUACGACCACAGCCGGGUGGUGCUCCAGACCCUGGAGGGCAUGCCCGGCUCGGACUACAUCAACGCCAACUACUGCGACGGGUACCGGCGGCGCAACGCCUACAUCGCCACCCAGGGGCCCCUGCCGGAGACGUGCGGGGACUUCUGGCGCAUGACUUGGGAACAGCACAGCGUCACCCUGGUCAUGAUGACCAAGCUGGAGGAGCGCACCCGCGUCAAGUGUGACCAGUACUGGCCUUCGAGAGGAUCGGAGACCUACGGCCUGAUGGAGGUCACCCUCGAAGACGUCCAAGAGCUGGCGACCUACUGCAUCCGGACUUUCAGCCUCAAGAGGUCCGGUUAUUUGGAACGCCGGGAGGUCCGUCAGUUCCAGUUCACGGCGUGGCCGGACCACGGCGUUCCGGACCACCCGACGCCGUUCCUCAUGUUCCUGCGGCGGGUCCGCACCAUGAACCCACCCGAAGCGGGGCCUAUGAUCGUCCACUGCAGCGCCGGCGUGGGGCGCACGGGCUGCUUUGUGGUGAUUGACUCGAUGCUGGAGCGGCUGCGUCACGAGGGCACGGUGGACAUCUACGGCCACGUGACCUGCCUGCGUGCCCAGCGCAACUACAUGGUGCAGACGGAGGACCAGUACCUGUUCAUCCAUGACGCGGUGCUGGAAGCGGUGCUGGCGGGGCACACAGAGGUACCCGCCCGCAGUCUGGCGGCGCACGUCCAGUCCCUGCUCCAGACCCUGCCGGGUGAGGCCUGCACGGGCAUGGAAAUGGAGUUCAAGAAACUGGCGAACAUGAAGACGCAGUCCAACAAGUUUGUCAGUGCGAACCUGCCGGUGAACAAGUUCAAGAACCGGCUCAUGAACAUCCUACCCUAUGAAGCAACUAGAGUGUGUCUUCAACCGAUCCGCGGCGUAGACGGCUCGGAUUACAUCAACGCCAGCUUCAUCGACGGUUACCGGUACCGCAACGCCUACAUAGCCACCCAGGGCCCCAUGGCCGAAACCACGGAAGACUUUUGGAGGAUGGUGUGGGAGCACAACUCCAACAUUGUGGUCAUGCUAACCAAGCUCAAGGAGAUGGGCAGGGAGAAGUGCCACCAGUACUGGCCCUCCGAGCACUCUCAGCGCUACCUGUACUACGUAGUGGACCCCAUCACAGAGUACAACAUGCCCCAGUACAUCCUCAGAGAGUUCAAAGUCACAGAUGCCAAGGACGGCCAGUCUCGGACCAUCCGGCAGUUCCACUUCACGGACUGGCCGGAACAGGGCGUUCCCAAGACGGCCGAGGGCUACCUGGAGUUCAUCGCCCAGGUCCACAAGACCAAGGAGCAGUUUGGCCAGGAGGGCCCCAUCACGGUCCACUGCAGUGCCGGAGUCGGACGCACCGGCAUGUUCAUCUCGCUGAGCAUCGUCUUGGAGAGACUGCAGUGCGAAGGCGUCAUGGACAUGUUCCAGACGGUGCGGACACUUCGCACCCAGCGUCCCGGAAUGGUCCAGACAGAGGACCAGUACCAGUUCUGUUACCGGGCAGCGCUGGAGUACAUGAGCAGCUUCGACCACUAUGCAAACUGAGUCCCCACCCCCUUGGGCCAAGGUCCAAACUCCACGCCUCUCACCUCCAUCGACGUGACGAGUGCCCGUUGCUUUCUCUGUGGAGCCGAUUGCGCAUUAUCAGUUCUUCUUUUUUGACACCGGAUCAGAAAAAAAAAAUGAAUGGAGUCGCACCAUAACGAGGUCCCUACAACUCGGAGGUAGCUAUAACAAGAAGCUCGCAUCGUGUAACGAAAGGUAUGGUUCUCGCUCUGCAGUUCGAGGAGACGUCGUACGGCGUUUAGCGCCGAACGAAGAUUGCUGAGUCGGGGCCUCCAGGCCGACGUAAGUAGAAACGUUUUCCGAGCGCAGCCGUCUCUCUAUUCGUUUCGGCGCUUUUUGAAAGCGGUCGGAGCGUCGGAGCGGAAACUUGCUGGGAGCAGGAGGCCCGGCUCCUCCCGUAGUCACUCAGGUUACCCUUAUCUGCAUUUUCGUGGGACGCCGGACCUCCCGAGAACGACCGCCGAGACUCUACCAGCGCAUCGUGCGCAUGCAAGACGUGCUCUGUUGGCACGUCGCGCGCAGACGAGACGUGCUCCCAGGUCGUCGUGCUCAAGUUGAAGAGAAAAAAAGACCGGCGUACAACGACGCCUCUUGAGGCCUAGCGUGGCUCCGAGAAUUAAUAAGCAGGACCAACUCGAAACAGGAAUGCAGGAACCCCCGAGUUUGGAGCACGUUCGGUUCGGUUUCUACCCUUCGACUUUGACGUCAUCGCAGAGGCAAUACGCACCGUGCAGAAGGACUUGACGUAGGGCUCCGGCGGGGGUGGGCGUAGCGUUUUCUCUUUUUGUAUCCUUUUCCCACGACGCCAGACUUUUCUGUGUCGUUUGCGUUUUAGUCGGUGUGUUCUUUGGAUUGUCGUGGGAGGCAGCAAGGGACGGGGAUCCGACUUCCCGCCUUCACUCCAUAGGUUUUUUACCUUCAUCUUUCAUUGUAUCAUACGUGCAUCGUAGCAUCAUGUUAUUUAUAUUGUGUUGGGAGAGACGGCGCCUUUUUGUAUAUAGCGACGACGGCGAACGAACGACGGCGUAUCUCCGAGGGUACGACGGAAGGACUUCUCGCUCGGUCCCUAACUUGAGGGUAGGGAAAAGAGGCCGUCUUGUCUGCAAAGGAAAGAGCGCAAGCUCGCGCUCGCAAUCUAGGUCACCGUUUUUAAUUCUGGCAGCAGUCCUGCCCGUCUCAAAUGUGCGUGUGCUUGAAGCCGAAUAUACGAUGUCUGCCGCCGUUUUUCCGACAAAAAGUGGCUGGCAUAGAAAUCCGUUCUUUUCUCUUUUUUGACAGAAACGUGAGCAGCGUACAAAUGGGUUACGGUGCAGAGUUCACGCCUUGGGUUUCGUUCCCCUCCCUCGUUUUUGAAGACUGCGUUUACGUGGGUUGCGUGUGGUUUCCCGCCGUGUGCGUCAUGUGUGUAUGGUUUUCGAAGAACGGCACGUUUUCAGGGUGGCGUUGCGACGGAGGCGUCUUCGUGUGCGUCCUUUGAGGCUGAUUUGUACUUCUGUUAUAUUAACAGAGAGCCCUUUAUAACUUACCAGGUAGAUAUUUUUACAAGCGAUGUUUGGGCAGCAUUGGAAGUCUGUUUCGUACAUAUAUACACACGAUAGCGUACAACGUGAGCUCCGCCUACUAUUUUAUCAUUAUUUCAAUAUUUUUCGCUAGACUUGGGUUUGUUUACGUAUAGCUCUGCACAUCCCCUGUAAAUACUUGAGCAACAUUUUUCGUGGAGGUCGUGAAAGGUCGAGUGUGCAACCCGCCACGUUUUCGGUUAUUUCUGCGGGACUCGAGCGAAGCAGUUACCCGUAGAGCGCCAACGAAACGGGAGAGAUACAUAAUCAAGGACAAGUGCCCAACACACAGGGCACGUUGCACUGUCUACUCUCUAGGGACAUAUCACCGUGUGUAGUACUCUGCAGCAGCUGUUUCGACGGCAGGAUUUUCGAGCAGCUCAACCUGUGAUUGGGCGAGUCGAAAAGAAAGAAAAAAUUAAACCACAGCCCGAACCCAGCCUGACUUCAUGAGGUUGUGACGUAAGAUUUUUAGAGUCUCAUUGUGCUCGUGCAACUCGUGUGCUAUAACACCUCGUGUCUGAGCCACCUGCGGCAAGCGCGCUUUCGGCUUUCAAUAAGACUCGCGAAUGCAAACCGUUCCCAGCCGCUUUGUUUUUUUUCUCUUCUCAUUGCCACUUGGAAACAAAUCAAACGAAAGUGGUCAGCAAUUUGAAAAAGUUCCUUCCCUAGGCUUCGUCCUCUGUCUGUGUGUGAGUCCUCUUUUUUUUUUGUUUGUAUGGUGUAUCAUUUUAAGAUCAAAAGACUAUUUACAACUGUUUAUGGCAUCUACUCAUUCUUUUUGCUUCCCCUCUCUAUUUGAGUGGUUGGCGUAGAGUAACUGUGUAUGCUCCACUUGCGGAGCAGAGUAUUACAAUGGUGCUCCCACGGUGGCCAUGUUGGAUCCAAGGCUGCACUGCGGGAAGUGACCAUCGCUUCUGCGGGAGAACCGGGUGCGCGGAUGGCGUGACUGUGAGGCGGCGUGCGGAGCAAAAAGUGUGGCGACUUGCCACGCGUGCGCCGUCGUCUCGUCAUUUUUCCCCUGUUUCUCUCUAUGACCUUCCUGUUCGUCCAAUUUUAGUGUAGGGUACAUAUUUUGCAAAUACAAAGCGAGAAGCACGUUCCGCCCAUAACUCGGCGCCUGGAAGGUCGCUUUCCCGCAUGAAAGUUGGAUCCAGCUUGGCGCACGUGACCGCUUCUCCGCCUACACGGAGUUGGCGCUGAAAGGAAACGCAAUACUCCGGCUCUGCAAGCAGAGCCUAUACCACAGUGUGUACUGCCAAUACCGCCUAAAAGGCAAGGCCAGCGCUUCUCCUGCCCAAACGUCGGCACUAUAGAAAAACUUGUAGUUGGGCUAGUUGGUGAACGUUAUGAAGCAUGGCAUAAGGCGCUAAAAACAUCGGACACAACAAAGAAGACACGCACACAGGUGCUACUCACUAUAUUUGAAAAGUGCAGAAAAGAAAGAAAUACAUAUCUUGUCCCCUUCCUCACGUCCACGCAUGCGCUUGGCCAGGGGUUACACAGACAGGCGCCUGUGUGUGUGUCUUCCUUGUGUUCGGUGUUUUUUGUGCCUUACACCAUGCUUCAAAACGUAAUCACUAGUGAAUAUAUGCAGUGCCACCUAGCUUGCGUCUUGCGGCAUCUUGAAACAAGCAUGACGCCAUAAUGCGUCGGCAUCUGCCGCUUUGCAGCGACUCUUAUUGUGUUUCGGCGUGUUCAACGCUUAUGGCUGGUCCACUAAUGAUGACAUCAUGUGCAGGCCUUGUCUUUGGGGUGGUGUUGGCACUGGUGAGUGGCGGAGUGUGUCCCGUGGCCCGCCUUACCCCCUCGGGCAAAGAUUGGUCUGUUGUUUUUGUGAAAGGGUGCAGCUGCUCCAAAGUAACCGUGCGUGUUCCUUGUGCCGCCGCCCCCAUCUGGCUUCCUACCGUUUGUAAGACAGUGUACUCAAUAAAGAUGUCCAAAGAUGA